Dicrocoelium dendriticum is the source of this 837-nucleotide messenger RNA. The record is from the annotation of a GenBank genome assembly. Lineage: Eukaryota; Metazoa; Platyhelminthes; Trematoda; Plagiorchiida; Dicrocoeliidae.
CUCAUUGUUGGUUGAAAUGAAUGUUAUUAGUUUGUUUUAAACAGUUUGUGGUAGCCAUAACUGACGUUCGCUCUGACAAUGGCCCGUCAAACCUACAAGAUAUAUGUUGGUAACCUGCCUCUAGGUGUGAAAACGCGUGAUAUUGAAAACCUGUUUUGUAAGUAUGGUCCAAUCGCCGAAAUUGACCUUAAAUCGCGACGUGGACCUCCUUUCGCGUUCAUCGAAUUUGAGGACGAACUAGACGCGUCAGAUGCAGUCAGGGGACGUGACGGUUACAACUUCGAUGGCUAUGCUCUGCGUGUUGAAUUUCCUCGCGGAAAUACAGGAAAUUACAAUAGGGACGGUAGUGGUUAUAACUCGUCAAGGCGCGGUUUCGGCCGGGGCGGUGGGGGCAGCGGCCCAUCCCGACGUUCCGACUUUCGGGUGAUUGUGACGGGUCUACCACCCACCGGUAGCUGGCAGGAUCUGAAGGACCAUAUGCGCGAGGCAGGCGAUGUCGGAUAUGCGGACGUCUUCCGCGAUGGCACUGGAGUGGUGGAGUUUCUAAGGUACGAAGACAUGAAGUACGCCAUCAAGAAGUUGGAUGACUCAAAAUUUCGAUCCCACGAGGGCGAAUCAUCUUACAUUCGCGUACGCGAAGAACGUUCCGGAGGCUCUCGGUCAAGAUCACGCUCGCGCUCCUAUUGUUCACCUCGUCGACCACGUUCUUAUGACUCAGGCUCACGAUCUGUUAGCCCAAGGCGCUGAUAAUUUCCGUUGCAAGCGGUACUACUACUAUGCAUGCAUGUCAUUUUAUGAUCACGUUAAUCUGUUUCGAGUAAAACAUACUGAAAGUCC